Messenger RNA from Helianthus annuus (common sunflower), 999 nucleotides. Its product is annotated as zinc finger BED domain-containing protein RICESLEEPER 2-like. Gene Ontology annotation, molecular function: DNA binding. The coding region runs from base 1 to 999 and encodes 332 amino acids. The transcript has 2 exons. The record is from RefSeq and is a predicted model, not a curated record. NCBI's taxonomy places the organism in Eukaryota, Viridiplantae, Streptophyta, Magnoliopsida, Asterales, Asteraceae.
AUGUCAAACAACUCGGAAUUUGGACAACAUAGUGUAGAAGGGGAACAUGAGGAUGAAGGCAAUUCAUAUAGUUCGGGUAAACAUCGUUCUUAUGUUUGGGACUAUUUUGACCCAUUACCGGUUGCACCCAAUGGGGACAAAAAAGCAAAAUGCAGUGCUUGCGGACAAGUGUAUGUUACGAAUGCAAGCUCGGGAACAUCUAACUUAAGACGACAUAUCCCUAAGUGUUUUGAUAUUGAUGGGCCUGGUCCGGCGAAAAAACAAAGAUGCGCCCCUUUAGAUCAAGCGAUGUACAGGGAGAUGUUGGCGAUUUCAAUUAUCAAACAUAACUACCCUUUCAGCUAUGUUGAACAUGAGGAAACAAGAAAGUUGCACAAAUUUCUACACGGUGAUGUGAAAUUCAUAACAAGAAAUACUGCAAAGGCGGAUGUCUUAAAAAUAUACGAGCGAGAGAAGAUGAUUAUUAAAGACAAGUUAGAAAAGGUAACCGGUAGGAUAUGCUUGACUUCUGAUUUAUGGAGUUCGAUCACGACAGAUGGAUUUAUGGCAUUAACAGCUCAUUAUGUUGAUGAGAACUGGAAUCUAAGGAAAAAAGUGCUAAACUUUAGAGUUAUACCCCCUCCACACAGUGGUUCCAUUUUAGCAGAGCACUUGAUCAAUUUUUUAGCAGAUUGGGGCAUCGAGAAAAAAGUUUUUACCAUCACACUAGACAAUGCAAAAUACAAUGAUAUAUUAGUAGAUCGUUUGAAAGGUCAUUUGCGUUUGAAUAACGCAUUAGUGUGUGAUGGAGAAUUUACUCAUGUGCGUUGUUCAGCGCACGUGCUAAAUCUUAUCGUUCAAGCCGGAUUGAAAGCAAUUGAAGGGGCCAUUGAAAAGGUUCGAGAGUCGGUGAAAUAUGUGAGAGCAAGUGCUGCUAGGAAGUAUAAGUUUGCGGAAUGCAUACAAAUGCUUUCACUACAAUGUGGGAAGCAUCUUAUCGACGGGCUUAUACUCGGUUAG